AUGAAAUUCUUUUUGAAAAAAUGUCUACGCAAAAAACCCGAAGAGAUGAAACCAGGCGCCAUACUGGACGCCGUCAUUUCACAAUCUUCGCCAACGGCCAACAAAUGUCUGCUCUACAAGCUUGCAGACUACAAGCGUGGCGGUGACCUCAUUGAUGCACUCAACACUGGCGGCCUGGUCGCCGUGGAGCAGCUAAUACGCGAACAGUUCGGCAUCUUCAUGUACAACGAUGGCAAAGGACAGGUGAUCAAUCGCGCCGAAUUUCUGCGCUGGAAAUAUCGUGAUCACACAGAGGUAACCAUACCGAUUGAGGCGUCACUCUCGCGACACGAUCCACUCGGCAAGUGGGAGGAUCAUAAAGCUUGCUGGCAAAUGCAGUUUCGUGGCGCACUCGGUGAGAGUCUACUACAUGUGCUUAUCAUAUGCGAUUCAAAGAUACAUACGAAGUUGGCGCGUGUACUGAUACGCGUCUUUCCAAAUCUCGCACAAGAUGUGAUGGAAGGUGAGGAGUAUUUGGGCGCUAGUGCAUUACAUUUGGCGAUUGCUUAUAGCAACAAUGAGCUCGUGGCCGAUCUCAUUGAAGCAGGCGCGGACAUAAAUCAACGUGCAAUCGGUAGUUUCUUUUUACCACGUGAUCAGCAGCGUCGCAAUCCAGCCAAGUCGACGGACUACGAAGGUCUCGCUUACUUAGGUGAGUAUCCGCUAGCUUGGGCGGCUUGUUGUGCUAAUGAGAGCGUAUAUAAUUUGUUGCUGGAUUGCGGGGCUGAUCCGGAUGCGCAAGAUUCGUUUGGAAAUAUGAUACUACAUAUGGUAGUUGUGUGCGACAAGUUGGAUAUGUUCGGUUAUGCGCUGCGUCACCCGAAAACACCAGCCAAGAAUGGUAUUGCUAAUCACAGUGGGCUCACACCACUGACCCUUUCGUGCAAAUUGGGCCGCGCAGAGGUCUUCCGCGAGAUGUUGGAGCUUUCGGCACGUGAGUUCUGGCGUUACAGCAAUAUCACCUGCUCGGGCUAUCCGCUAAAUGCUUUGGAUACGUUGCUACCAGACGGACGCACGAACUGGAACUCAGCGCUUUUUAUCAUCUUGAACGGCACCAAAGAGGAACAUUUGGAUAUGUUGGAUGGCGGUAUCAUACAACGUUUGCUGGAGGAGAAAUGGAAAACAUUUGCUCAGAAUCAAUUCUUAAAGCGUCUGCUCAUUCUGCUUGUUCACUUGCUUUGUCUCUCCGUUUCGGUUUAUAUGCGGCCUGCGCAUGUGGCUGACGACGAUGAAGAUGAGGUAGCUACAAGUGGCAUGACUUCGAAAGACGCAAAAACGCGUGAGCUCGCAGAGGAGACGGAAGACGAAGAGUACGAUGUGCAGACUAUUGUGCGUUAUGGCGCGGAGUUUUGUACGAUUGUAGGCGUCCUGAGUUAUGUCAUCUUUCAGCAGGGUGAUGAGAUAAAAAAUCAAGGACUACCAGCGUUUCUGAAACAAUUAACUCAUGCACCGGCCAAGGCUAUAUUUCUUGUUUCUAAUCUGAUGAUUCUCGCUUGCAUACCUUUUCGUUUGAUGGGCGAUACAGACACCGAGGAAGCUAUACUUAUUUUUGCUGUACCGGGCAGCUGGUUUUUAUUAAUGUUCUUUGCAGGUGCUAUUCGUCUGACGGGACCUUUUGUAACCAUGAUCUACUCUAUGAUAACCGGUGAUAUGUUCACAUUCGGCAUUAUAUACUGCAUUGUUUUGUGUGGCUUUUCUCAAGCUUUCUAUUUUCUCUACAAAGGGCAUCCGCAGAUUCAAUCGACUAUGUUCAACACCUUCCCGAGUACAUGGAUGGCAUUGUUUCAGACAACACUUGGUGAUUAUAAUUAUCCCGAUUUGAAUAACACAACGUAUCCGAACUUAUCGAAGACAGUGUUUGUGAUCUUCAUGAUUUUUGUGCCCAUACUUUUAUUGAAUAUGUUGAUCGCUAUGAUGGGCAAUACGUACGCACAAGUGAUUGAGCGUUCCGAGAAAGAGUGGAUGAAGCAGUGGGCCAAAAUAGUAGUAACUUUGGAACGUGCUGUGCCACAGGCUGAUGCGAAAAAUUAUCUGGAAGCCUAUUCUAUACCACUUGGGCCUAUAGAUGAUUCCGGUUAUGAGGUACGCGGUGUUAUGGUUAUCAAAAGCAAAGCGAAGACCAGAGCCAAGCAACGCAAAGGCGCUGUGUCGAAUUGGAAACGUGUUGGACGCGUAACACUGAGUGCACUAAAAAAGCGCGGUAUGACAGGUGAGCAAAUGCGACGACUGAUGUGGGGACGCGCCUCUAUUUCCAGUCCGAUUAAAAUUACCAAAAAGAAGCUUAAGGAUCCCUAUAAUUUAAACCCACAAAGUGAUCUUACCAACGCUAUGGAUAUGUUGUCUUUUGCUAACGAUCCAGCCUCGAGCUCCGGUUUGCAACUACGCACUUCUCUCGCUGAUACGCGUGCAGAUGGUAAAACCACCACACAACAACAACAGCAGAAUCAACAGCCUGCACCCGAUCCCCUACGAGAUUUGAUCUUUCUCGCUGAUCGGCGACCUGAAGUACAUGAUCCACAAUACUUUGUAGGCCUACAACAGUUGGCCAAUAAAGCUUUGGAUUUGGUGGAGCAGACAAUGGGUAUGCAUCCGAUACCGACUCCAGCCACCAAUGCAUUGCUCUUGUCAGCAGCAGCCGCUACAACAACCGCAGGCGCUGUAACGAUACAAACAGCAGGCACGGUUGGUGCAACCACAUCGAUAACAACAACAGCAGCAACCACUAGUGCCGCAGCAGCAGCAGUAGCUGCGCCAACCGACGACUUGGUUACGCCGCUCAGCUCAAACUUAACUACACUCUUCCAGGAUCCAAAAGAUGUUGUUGAUCCAGAAAAGUUAGAGGAGUUCCUGAAAAUGCUGGCCGACAUCGAGACAGAGGAGAGUGAUGGUGGUGGCAGACCAAUUUUGGGCAAAUUGUCCCUUUCGCGUCGGACGAAGAGCGCCUUGUCGAAGGCUCAAAUUAAAAAGGAAUCGAUUAGCGGCAGUCCGCUCAAGCUCAUACCAUCAGUGUGGUCGCAUAAUUUACCACAGCCCGAAGAAGAACCGGAAUUUAAUUUUGUAGCCGCACUGGCCGAAGAGCAUACAUUAACCAUCGAACAGGAAGCCGAGGUGGAAACGGAAACCGGCAAUGAGCGUGACGACAGCGAAGACUGCCCAACCGUUGAGGAGGUGCAUGCGACAAUGAAGCAAUUUCAUCUGCGUAAGCGACAAUACCAGCAGGAUGAUGCAGCACGACGCGCAAAAAGCGCACGCAUCAAGCGUAAAAAUAGAAUUUCGCCCGAGCAGUCCCAUGAUGCGGACGACGGCAAAUCAACACACCCACGAGGUGCCUCUGCGCCAGGCCGUAAGCAACCGGUGAACGAAUGCUUAUCACCGCCAGAUCCGCUAGAGCCAUGGAGUACGCGCGAAUUGCAAAACAUCAACAAAAUAUUAGCGCGAAAGUGAAAACGAAAGCGCACGCAUACACACAUUAAAAUUGCGAUAUAUGCAUAUCUACAUACAUAUACAUAUGUGUAGUUGUAGUUGGAAAUACAAAAUUGCUGAAAAC
Messenger RNA from Bactrocera oleae (olive fruit fly), 3586 nucleotides. RefSeq names its product transient receptor potential cation channel subfamily V iav (gene iav). NCBI's taxonomy places the organism in Eukaryota, Metazoa, Arthropoda, Insecta, Diptera, Tephritidae. Gene Ontology annotation, biological process: calcium ion import across plasma membrane. Gene Ontology annotation, cellular component: plasma membrane. Gene Ontology annotation, molecular function: calcium channel activity; protein binding. The record is from RefSeq and is a predicted model, not a curated record.